Messenger RNA from Closterium sp. Naga37s-1, 860 nucleotides. Lineage: Eukaryota; Viridiplantae; Streptophyta; Zygnematophyceae; Desmidiales; Closteriaceae. The record is from the annotation of a GenBank genome assembly.
GAGCAAAGAAGAGUGGGCGGAACGCUAUGGGCGCGAGGUGGUGGGAGGACAUGGCAAAACUGGAUACUGAUCCCCCUCCCCUCGUCUCACCCCCUCCCCCCUACUCCUUAAUUCUCCGGUUUCCCCCUGCAGGCGCGGAGAAGAGUGGGCGGAACGCUGUGGGUGCAAGCUGGUGGGAGACGUGGCAGGAGGUGUUGAGAAGGGAUGAGUGGAGUGGUAUCGCUCGCAUCGAGCGCAGUGCACACAAGCAGGCCAAGUCUCGAACUGAUGCCUGGACCGAGAAAUGGUGGGAGAAGUACAACGAGAGGGGGUGGACAGAGAAAGGGACGUACACCCUACACCCCUCCUCUAUCGCCCCGCCCACACUGCCCCCCCAUUGCUCCCCUUCACCUCUUCUCCCUUAUUGCAGGUGGGAGAAGUACAACGAGAGGGGGUGGACGGAGAAGGGGGCGUACAAGUUUGGGAGGCACGAGGGGCAGUCGUGGUGGGAGAAGUGGGGCGAGCAAUACGAUGGGCGAGGAGCAGUGCUUAAAUGGACGGACAAGUGGGCGGAGCAGGAUGACAACGGCAGCAAGUGGGGCGACAAGUGGGAGGAGCGAUUCACCAAUGGUGUGGGCAGGCGACAAGGGGAAACGUGGCACCUGUCGCCCUCUUCCUCCCGCUGGUCGAGAACGUGGGGAGAGGAGCACUACGGUGACGGCAAGGUGCACAAGUAUGGGAGGAGCACGAGUGGGGAGGUGUGGGACGUGGUGGUGGAGGAACCUACCUAUUACGAGGGCACGCCUCACUACGGCUGGGCAGAGGCAACUGCCAACUCGCUGCAGCUGCUGGCGAUCGAGCCUAUGGAGAGAGGAGGGGAG